CUCAAACCAUCAUCUAAACUAGACUAUAAAAAGAGACGAAACGCAUGUAUAACUUCACCAUCAAAAGCAGAAAGAAGUAGAAAAAUGAGAAGCAUUUCAUUCAAACUUUUGUUAUUGGUUUCUCUUCUUGUCGUCGUUUCUCGAUACACUCUUGCGUAUGAAGAUUCUUGUUCGACAGAUGAAGAAUGCAGAAGAAACUGCCUAUGUGAUGUAGCAUAUUGCGACAAAAGCCGUGAUAAGUGCGAUUAUGGAUUUAUGAAUAGAGUUGAUGUCCGUUUUCCCAAACAUCCUUAUAUUUCAAAAAAUAAAGAUGGUAGUGGUAGAUGAUCUCCACUGCAGUGAUUGAAAUUGUAAUGAUACAAGUGAAUGUAUGUCGU
Molecule: messenger RNA, 377 nt
Organism: Arabidopsis thaliana (thale cress)
Lineage: Eukaryota; Viridiplantae; Streptophyta; Magnoliopsida; Brassicales; Brassicaceae
Product: Defensin-like (DEFL) family protein
Exons: 2
Coding region: 85-327 (80 amino acids)
Cellular component (GO): extracellular region
Source: RefSeq, marked reviewed